GAAAGUCGAAAUCAUCUAUUUGGGACUAUUUCGGCUACAAAAAGGAGGAUGUUGACCAAAAUGAGGUACUUUGUAUGGAGUGUCAUAAAGUUGUGGCCACAAAACAUGGAAACACAACCAAUUUGUCUGAUCACUUAAAACGGCACCACAAAGCUCUUUACGACGAAUACAAAGCCAAAUCUGGAUGUCAACCAAAACAAACAAAUAUUUGUGAUGCAUUUGCCAGUGUGACACCUUACCAGAAAGGUUCUCAACGACAAAAAGAAAUAACAGACGCAAUAACUUUUCAUAUCGCUAAAGAUAUGUUGCCAUUAAAUACCGUCGCCAAAGAGGGAUUUAAGAAAAUGAUCCGAACGCUUGACAGGCGGUAUGUUAUACCAUCCCGCACAUAUUUUUCCCAAGUUGCGAUAAAAGAGCUGUAUGAAAAAUGCAAAUCUAAGAUUGAAGCAGAACUGUCGCACGUGGAAUACUAUGCAACUACAACAGACUUGUGGUCCAGCAGGACAACGGAGCCCUACAUGAGUCUGACGGUCCAUUUCAUCACAGAGGACUUCGAGCUAAAAAGUCGCUGUUUGCAGACGGCAUUUUUCCCGGAAAGUCAUACAGCCGAGAAUAUUGCAGAGGCCCUGAGAGAAGCGGUGUCCGCUUGGGGUUUAGAUGAGACACGUCAAGUCUGUAUAACAACAGAUAAUGCAGCGAACAUGGUCAAAGCUGCCGAUCUGAACAAGUGGACCAGGCUACAGUGCUUCGGCCACAGACUGCAUCUUGCAAUUGAAAAUGCAGUGAAAAAGGAUGGCCGCAUUGAUCGUGCUAUAGGAGUCUGCAAGAAGCUGGUGAGCCACUUCUCUCACAGCUGGAAGGCCAGCGACGCCCUAGCAAAAGUCCAGAAGGAACUCAGUCUACCAUCACAUUGUCUCAUCUCAGAAUGCCAAACAAGAUGGGGUUCCAGACAGAUGAUGAUCAGCAGGAUAUUAGAGCAGCAGCAGGCUUUAACUCAGGUCCUGUCUGCAGACAAGAAGCUGCGGCAUCUAAUUCCAACCUGGCAAGAUAUAGAUGUGCUGGAAUCUGUAAGCAAGUCACUGGGCCCAAUGCUGGAUUUCACUGAUGCACUUUCAGGGGAUGAAUACGUCAGUGUCUCCUUUGUAAAGCCAGUUCUUCAGCUCUUCAACACUUCACUACUGGAAAUGCGAGAAGAAGACACAGACCUGACCAAGAACAUAAAAAAGAAGAUGCUGGACUACCUCAAUGAGAAAUACGAAGAUGAUGAUACUCAGAAGCUGCUAGAUAUGGCAUCUUUUUUGGACCCCCGGUUCAAGAUGGACUUCAUCAGUGCAGACAAGAAGACCCAAGUUAAGGCCACAGUGGCAUCACAGAUGAUGGAAUGCCAGGAGAAAUCAAGCUGCAGCACUGAUGUGGAGCCCAACGUUACCAGUGCAACCCAGGCAAAGAAAGCAAAGAAGUCACUGGGAAGCUUCUUUAAACAGAGAGAAACUGAAGCAAAGGGUGAUUCCUCUCUGACCCUAAAGGAUGCUUUGGAAGCAGAGUUAAACACUUACCUGCUAACACCUCCAAUAGACAAAGAGGAGGAUCCACUUGCAUGGUGGAAAGUACACAAACUAAGCUUUCCUCAUCUCGCCAGACUUGCCCGCAAAUACCUGUGUAUUCCUGCGACAAGCUCGCCGUCAGAGAGACUUUUUAGUACUAGUGGCAACAUCGUCACUUGCCACUUGUCACUUGUCUCAAGCCUGCAAAGGUUGAUAGACUUGUGUUCUUAG
Messenger RNA from Labeo rohita (rohu), 1775 nucleotides. Its product is annotated as E3 SUMO-protein ligase ZBED1-like. NCBI's taxonomy places the organism in Eukaryota, Metazoa, Chordata, Actinopteri, Cypriniformes, Cyprinidae. The coding region runs from base 75 to 1775 and encodes 566 amino acids. The record is from RefSeq and is a predicted model, not a curated record. The transcript has 2 exons. Gene Ontology annotation, molecular function: protein dimerization activity.